Xylona heveae TC161 is the source of this 1252-nucleotide messenger RNA. RefSeq lists its product as hypothetical. The record is from RefSeq and is a predicted model, not a curated record. Lineage: Eukaryota; Fungi; Ascomycota; Xylonomycetes; Xylonales; Xylonaceae. The transcript is spliced from 2 exons. Bases 212 to 1123 code for a protein of 303 amino acids.
UCGUCAUUUUGGAAAUUAUACCGACUCUCCGAGCCGUAAAAUAGAGCCUGCCUCUAUGGUUGCAAUCGCAUCAAUAUUUCCAAACCUGUGAUCAUGCACCUUUGGGCUCGAUGACAAUGAGAAAAAGUUUGCAGUUUUAAGAGCUGGAAAUCGAUACGGGCUGGCUGAGUCACUUGCAGUCUUGAAUCAGCCAUCUUUGGAGCAUUUGCGCAUGAAUUUCUGCUACAUGGAUCCCCUGGACCACGAAUUCUCUCCGCCAAGUGCUUUGCUUCCAGAAACCCCAAACAUAGAUGAUCUGAGCAUAUCUCUUCGCGGGUCUUUUCAUCGCCUUACAAACCUUGUCAGAGUUGAGUUAGGGGGUCUAAUCGCCAUUUCUCCAGCACUCUUUUGGCCGCAGAUUGAGAAAACAAGUGAAACAAGAAACCCCGAGAAUGAGGUCUCCGGGCCUGUCCCCUUCUGGCCUAAUCUUCAACUAUUGGACAUUACGUUUAGCUUAGUUGCUCCGAAUGGUGAAUGGUACUUUGAACACGACCUUGACCGGGUAUAUACUGCUCAGGAGUUUGGUAUUGAUGAGGAGGGAAUUGAAGAGGGAGUGUUUGUUGAUCCUGCCGAGUUUCACAUGCUGAAUGAUGCGGACGAUUUUGUGCAAGGUAUUGAAAAUCUCCAACCUAUUGGAAAUGCUGGAGGUGCUGAGAACAACGUUGCGGACAACGACCCGCAAAAUAUGCAUGAAAUGAAUGGCAUGCAGGUCAUGGAAACAGCCGGCUAUUAUGACGAACAACUUGAAGAAGAGAUUAUAGGGAACAGACCUGUUUUCGUAUCUCGAUUUCGGCCCAUCCCAGAGCGCAUAAACCCACUUUUAAUCGCGCUUGCUAAAGCUUCGUCGCCAUCAUGCAUGCCAUCGCUGCAAUUUUUGAGGCUGGAGGCAUCCACUUACCGGCGGUAUGGUGGUUUUGAACCAUCCGAUUUUGAAGUGGUCUUCAGAAGAAAAACAGUACCGCCCAUGGAACUGGAUCUGGAGUUUUGGAAAUUCCAGCUGGAUCGCCACGUCGAGAAGGUCUGGCGCGAAACCGCCAUGUGUGGCACAGGCAACAUUUCAGAACGUAUAAAUCCCCGAUAUUAAUUCAUCACGAUGUACGAUGCUAUGAAUCAUGUCAAGAUUUUGCAGCUUUUCUCUGGAUUUUCCUUUAUCCUUUUCCUUUAUCCUUUAUUUUUAUUUUUAUUUUUUAGCCCAGAAGGUAUUUUUCUUUCG